This is a messenger RNA of Pecten maximus, 6586 nucleotides long. Its product is annotated as helicase POLQ-like. The transcript is spliced from 19 exons. NCBI's taxonomy places the organism in Eukaryota, Metazoa, Mollusca, Bivalvia, Pectinida, Pectinidae. The record is from RefSeq and is a predicted model, not a curated record. Gene Ontology annotation, molecular function: nucleic acid binding; ATP binding. The coding region runs from base 348 to 4322 and encodes 1324 amino acids.
GCAGGAAAUUUGAAAAUGGCAGGAAAAUGUUUCCCAGUGAAUGUGUGAAGACAUCGUGAUUAUUUAUGAUUUGUUUUAUACAACUGAAGCUAUGGAAAUGUUAACAAGGACGUUUACUACAAUAUUAACCAUGAGUUAGACAUAUUGGUUAUUGCAAAAUGUAAACUCCUGCUCGAUUCAUGAAUAGGACCGCUGGCGCCCGCCGUCUCGGUACAGUACAGCAGGCCUAACUCUUGAUCUAUGAUAUCAACGAGGCGACGACGUUACUCGAAUCACAGAAAAAGUUCAUUUACCCGGUUAUUACUAGAAGAGUUUGGUAAAAUGAAAUAAGAAUUUGAAGACAAGUUAUGAAUGAAAAUGACAGCAGUGGACCAUGUAGGAAAGUUGGACGAUCCCGUAAAAGAACUCUUACUCCACAUAACCCUUAUGAUCAGCUGACUUACCAAGAGGAAAGUUCAAAAUCAGACCCUACAAAUACAAACUUUCAAAAAGAGGUCACUGUUUUGUCACAGACACAAAUUGAUGCUGUAUCUGCUGGAAAUGAUAUUGCUGGCAAAAUAGACAUAACCCACACCUCAAACAAUAAAAAUGAUAUCUGGUUUUCAAAUUCUUUUGUUAAAAGUAACCAAUGUAGUGUUGGAAAGAAAAGCACAAGUCAUCAUCUGAAUGAUUGCCUGAUUUCUUCUGUACCAAAGAAAAUAAGAUUAGAUGUGGAUUUCAGUCAGAGGUCCCAAUCUGACAACAACUGUUAUGACAGAACUGGUGUAGAUUUGGUGAAGCACAGCAAACAGAUUUCUGCUGCUAUUGUUAAUGAGGAGAUAAUUAGAAGUGUCCAUUCGAAUAUAGAAAAAUCUCCAUUAAAACAGCAUACAGAAAUGGCUAGCUCCCCUUUGACGAGUAAUAAAGGGAGUUUCCUUCAUCACUUCCACUCAACUCCAGUUAGACAUCUCAAAAUGAAGACAAGUGCAGGGAAAAGUGAGAUGUUUUCAAGACUAAAUGAAGCUGAAGACAUCCUGAACAACAGUGAUGAUAUUUUAGCUGGACUUGAUAUUGCUGACAAUGAAAAUGAUGGGAAUACAGCUCUAAACUUUAAAACUGUAGUGAACAGGAAUGGUACACAUAACUAUGAUCGAGCACAGGAUCUGUCACAUACUGAAAAAUACAACAAGUGUAAAGGAAAUUCAAAUGUGGCUUUAAAUAAAGGCCAAAGGGGAGAUCACUCUAUGGAAAGUCAUACAACUGUGGCACAGCCACAAGAGACGGCUAAAAAAACAAACUGUAUAAGGCAUAUGGAUAUUUCUGAUGAUGACAUCUUUGCACCAGAUAGUGAUUUUCUUAGUCAGAUAGAAAGUUUGGAAAGACAAGCAGACAUUACAACAGAUAAACGUGCAAUAACGGAAAAGACUAAUAAUCCAACCAGUCAACUUGUAUUGGAGAAAAAUAGAAAAAGUAAAAUGUGUUUACAAAGUUGUGAUACAUCCAAAUUAGUGCAAGUGAAUUCAAAGCCUGAUAACUGUGAUAAAAAUGAAAACUGUCAAGAAACAACUGCAGGAACAGUUACAAAAUUAAACAGUCGGGGACAGUCAGAAUCAAAAUAUUUUACAGGUCAAGAGCACAUUGGCAUGACCUCACCUUUGGGGACCAAAGAUCAAGGUCAUGUGGCUAUAACCACACCUGAAAUUUCUUCCACAAUAAAAACUCCAACCUCUAUGGGUUUAGGGGGCUCACUAAAAGAUAGGAUUAAGCGAAGACUUCAGGAAAAUGCUUCAGCUAAACUGGUAAACAGUCCUGGAGCAGUAAUGGAACAGCGACGAGAAGGGGAAGUUUUUGUGGCAACAACAAAGGCUGAACAGAUUGAAAGGGAUGGCACUGACAAUGAUAUUGGUCCUUUCUACGGCCUGUCUUCUAAUGUUAAAACACUUUUACAGCAGCACAGAGGCAUCACCAGUCUUUAUGCAUGGCAGGAUGAGUGUUUAAAUCUGCCUGCUGUACUGGAGGGGAAGAACCUGAUAUACUCCUUACCAACAAGUGGUGGCAAGACCCUGGUGGCCGAGAUUCUCAUAAUGAGGGAACUGCUGUGUAACAAAAGGGAUGCCAUCCUCAUUCUGCCAUUUGUUUCUAUUGUACAGGAAAAAGUCAGAGGCUUGUCUCCUUUUGGAAUUGACCUGGAUUUUCUUGUUGAGGAAUAUGCCGGUAGUAAAGGGAAGUUUCCACCCCUCAAACGCCGCAAGAGACAGUCACUGUACAUUGCCACCAUAGAGAAGGCCCACUCACUAGUCAACAGUCUUAUAGAGAACAACAGGAUGGACAGUCUGGGGCUUGUUGUAGUGGAUGAGUUACAUAUGAUUGGUGAAGGAGGCAGUCGAGGGGCAACCUUAGAGUCAACGCUUCUCAAAGUCAUUUAUACUCGAAAGAACACCCAGAUAGUCGGGAUGAGUGCUACCCUCAGUAACAUAUCUGAUCUACAAACAUUUCUUGGGGCUGAGGUCUACUCAAACAACUUUCGCCCAGUGGAACUAACAGAAUAUGCCAAACUACAAGAUAACAUUUACCAGGUGAACCCAAAAGCCAAAUGUCCAGAAGACCAACUAGUACAUGAGAGGGUUGUUAUGUUCAAGUACAGCCCUGACAUGACCCGUGUAGACGGGGACCACCUACUGGGACUUGUGUUGGAGGUGAUUCCAGAGAAGUCCUGUCUUCUUUUCUGUCCUACCAAGAAGAACUGCGAAAAUGUAGCCAUGAUGUUGUGUAAACUCCUGGUCAAACAUCAUCAUGAGUUGUCCAAGGUAAAGAAGAUAGAGAGAAAAGCAUUGUUAAAGGAAUUGUAUAAUGAUGGAGCAGGAAAGAUUUGUCCAGUCCUCCAGUACACUCUACACUUUGGUGUGGCUUACCAUCACAGCGGCCUUACAUCAGACGAGCGUAGACUCAUAGAGGAUGCAUAUUCUGAGGGAACUCUUUGUCUCCUCACUUGUACCUCAACACUGGCAGCUGGAGUCAACCUACCUGCAAAAAGGGUGAUAUUGCGAUCUCCCUAUGUUGGGAGUCAAUUCAUCAGUCGUAGUCAGUACAAACAGAUGGUUGGACGAGCUGGUCGGGCUGGUAUCGACUCGUCAGGAGAGAGCAUUCUCAUCACCAAAUCCUCUGAUACUGAGAAGGUCGGACAGCUUCUAACUGCUCCCCUGGAAGUAUGCCACAGUAGUUUAAUGCAUGACGACGGCAAAGGUAUCCGAGGAUUAAUCCUGUCAGUAGUUGGUUUACAGAUGACCAAGACCACUGAAGAAGUUUUCACCUGUAUGGAAAAGACAUUACUGUCAGUACAGGCUAGUCGAGAUGUACCAUGUGACAUUUUAGAACUGACACGUCAGUCACUACAACAACUUAUUGACCUCGGACUAGUCAUACAGAAACGGGUGUCAUCACAGGAAACUGAUGAGGACCAUCAUCAUCUUGAAGUCACCAUGCUUGGUCGCGCCACCUUUAAAGGAUCAGUGAACUUGGAUUGGUCAGGUCGUCUGUAUAACGACCUCCACCAGGGAGAGGAAUCCCUGGUCUUAUCUAGUCAUCUCCACCUUCUCUACCUGGUCACGCCCUACGACAUGGUCAGCAUGGUCACACCCUCCUGGAUUGUCUACUUCCAAGAGAUGAGCACACUAAACCCUGUGGAGUUGAAGAUGGCAGCAUUGAUUGGUGUACCAGAAGGACACAUCGCCAGGAAAGCUUCUGGGCAGAAAUCUAGACAGAAGGUGGAUGAAUUUGUGGUGAGUCGAUUCUACCUGACAUUGAUGCUGUAUGGACUCUGGAAACAAAAAUCAGUUUGGGAGGUGUCAGAGAAAUUCCAGCAAUCCCGUGGGUUUAUACAGAACCUUCUGUCCAGUGCCGCUAGCUUUGCUUCCUGUGUCUACCACUUCUGUCAGGAACUUGAUGAGUUUUGGCCCUAUCAGGAUCUGUUUGGUAACUUUGUACAGCGCCUGGCUUACUGUGUGUCGUCAGAGCUGAUUCCACUGAUGGAGAUCCCAGGAGUUAAACUGGGGCGAGCUAAACAGAUGUACAGUGUUGGGUAUAGGACCUUGUCUCAAGUGGCCAAUGCUGACCCAGAUGACCUUGUCAAAAGCAUCAAACAAAUUCCACGCAAGACAGCUCGACAAAUUGUCACUGCUGCAAAGAUGCUUCUGAAUGAGAAAGCAGAAGCUCUUCGACAGGAAGUGGAGGAUCUUGUAAUGGUACCUGAGACUGUGUCUGCCCAUCCUUCACCAGACUUAUCCUCCCAGGGAUCUGUAGCAUCUUCAGACAUACUCGCUGGUCUCACUGACUGGACAAACUAAACAAUCCUAUCCCUGGAUCAGUGUCUUCCCAUUCUUUACCAGAGUGAUACUCUCAGACUGAGGAAUCUGCAACAUUAUCAGACAUACAAAUGUACUUGACAGUCCCACUGACUUGACAAACUAGACAACCUUGUCCUGGAUUUGUGUCUUCUCUUCCUUUACCAGAGUUAUCCUCCCAGGAUCUGUAGCAACAUCAGACAAACAUGACGGUCCCUCUGUCUGGACCACCUUGUCCUGGAUUUGUGUCUUUUCCUUCAUCAGAUUUAUCCUGCUAGGGGUCAGUGGCAUCAUCCUCGUCUGCAAUAGGAGUUAUCCUGCAGUACCAUCAGACACACAGGAUAACCCCAUCAAUGGGAAUGUAUCUUUCCAUUCUUCACUGAAGUUAUCCUCCAAGGAUUCUGCAGCAUUGUUAGAUACUUACCGGUCUCUCUGACUCCGACAUUAGACUUACUUGCUGGUCUCUCUAACUGGGACAUUAGACUUACUUACCGGUCUCCCUGAUUGGGACAUCAGACUCGUAGGUCUCUUUAACUGGGACAUCAGAGUUACUCGACGGUCUCUCUGACUCGGACAACAAUCAACCUUGUCCUUGAGGCCUGGGACAGCGUCUUUUUUACUAGAUUUCUAGGGAACUUGUUACCAAGUAAUUGUUAGCUGUGACUGUUACAAUCUAUAAAGUAUUUAAAUAUGUUACAAAUAUAUUUUUAAGUAUAUUCAUUCACUUAUUGUGAAUAAAAGUGUAAUAAUAGAGCAUAGUUUAUUAUCUUUGAAAGGAACAAUUCAUGUACUGUCAAAUAGUUAAACUAAAUAUAUUGUUAUUUUUUGUUCAUUUGUUGGAGGUAAAGUCUGACCAGAAUGAACUGUUGUAUUAAUCUUUCAUUAUCACACAGAUUACAGACCAUACUCUAAGCCCCUAAACAGGUGGGGCAUUCUUGUUGCUGCUUAUUCCAGGUCACUCUGGUCAGAUUAGAACUUCCAAACAAGAAUAUACUUAAUUUGAUAAGCUCAUGUAGCACAAAGUACUUAUGGCAAGUGUUUCUUAAGACCAAUGGGGCAUUAUAUCUCUUAGAUUCUUUGAUAUAAAUUUCCAUACGUUAAUGAUCUUGAACUUCCCUCUUGAUUUGAUGGGUCAUACAUGUACCAUAACGAUGAUAAUUAUCAAGGAUUAUUGGCUUACCAGAUAGGAAGGUCCCAUGAGAAAUUAAAGUUGAAAACUUAAAUUCAUCAACCAGCAUACCAAAUAUUGAAUUUGCUAAUGGAAUACAUGUCCCCUACUGCCCCCACUAGCUUGUAAUGAUUUAGAAAUAUGGUGCAUUUUGAUCUUGACCCAACAAUCCUGAAACUCAAACUUGUCCGAGGUAUUAUGGUCCUUGAAAAUUGUGUGAAGUCUGGUAAAAUUCCUCAGGGAUGAAUCCUCUAAAGCACUGACAAAGGAUUUUCUAAAAAUAGUGAUGUGACCUUGACCUUGACCCAAAACCCUGAAAUUCAAACUUGUCUAAGAUAUUAUGGUCCUUUAUGAUUGUGUCAAGGUCACUUUCAGAUGAAUUUUGUAAGUUAACAAUAAAAAUACAGUCCUCUAAUAUAUUUAUUUUCUAUAUAUUAUGACAGAAAGUUUUUUGGAGGAAAAUCUCUUUAACUUGAUUUCAAGGUCACAAUGGUCAAUCAAAUUAAGCAUGUAAAAUCCUUCGUUUUGGUCAUCUGACUCAGAUUUUGUACAGCACAAGAACUUUUAUUGUAUUUAUCUACCUUCUUGUCUGCCUUUUGAUGCAAUGUCGAACUCCAAACACAUCUUGGUGUAUCUAAAUCAUGUAUUAAUGAAACAACAGAUUUUGUAAAGUUCCUUGUCUUUAUUAAUUUAUUUUGUAUUGGUAUAAAAGAAAAACUUUGUUCUUACUCUCACAGAUAUAGGUAUUAAGAUAUAUAUAAUAGUGCAUGUAAUACAAAAAUGUACUUGUGUAAUACUGUUACACAGUAAACAAGAUUUUAUUACUUUCACAUAUAGACUCAUUAAGUUAUAUAUGUAUAGGUGUACAUGUUUAAAACAAAAACAUAUUAUAACAUCUAUAAUAUACAUUUCCACAAUUUCAGUUUUUGCAACAUCACAUUAAAAUACUCAGUAUUUCAAAUUGACAACUUUUUAAGGUAGAGUGUCUCGUAACUUGCUACACUGACUUACACAAGUUAUUUUCCUGAUUUUAGUCUGUAUUUCAAAGACAGUUGUAGGUAAGUCUUUUUAGGGUGUUUGAACAUUACGAAAUUACAUG